AUGACAAACGAAGACACAAGUUUGGCAGCAGUAACCGGAGCCGAUCCUCCUCAAAAUCGACGAGUUGUUGCUGUGAGGCAGCAGGAUGAAGCCCUUCAAUGGACCUUAAAAUAUGAGGUUUGGGAUUCAACAUGUAAACGACUUGUUACUAAAUCUUUGUUUCUAUACCAGCCGAUCAUUACCAAUCCUCAACAACUCAAUGCAUAUGAGAGGAUUUUCAGCGAGCUUAGGCGUAGGAUGGGUAAGAAUGUUCCAGAGGAUGUUUUCAUUGGGUGGUGGCAAGAGAGUGGGAGGAAGGUGUACAGUAGAGCCUUGAACCAGAAACGUCAAACAUUAAGCAACAACAUAAAGUUGACAGUGAUGAAGAAGCUCAAGGUGUGGAAGGCAGGGGGGUUCCAGGAAGGUGGAGGCCCACCAAACCCAAGGGAUCUGUUCAGAAGCAAUAUCGCUGAUGGGAAAACUGUCAUCACAGGUUUACGGGAGAAUGGUGAUGCCUACAUUUCAUUCUUGCGGGAUUUUGGCAAGACUGUUUAUGGGAAAAAAUUUGAUAAACUCUCGAAGACAAGGGCUUUGAACAAAUUCUUCCCAGGUGUCUUGGAGGCAUUCUUAUUGAUUGCGUAUGAAAAUGGAUAUGCAAGGUGGAAACAAGAGGUGCUAAAGGGUCCGGAAGAGGAGAACACCGUCCCAUUCAAAUUCACAAGUAGUGCCAAAGGGUCAAGAUGUCAUGAGGGCUGGGGUCGUCCUGCAACACAGCUCUAUACUACACUCUACGAGACAAUUGGGAGGCAAAGGAUCCGUUCUGGUCUCGGUUCCGAAUUUGAUAGGAGAUUCAUGAUUAGUGGGCAGGUAGAGGUGGUGCUGAGCAAUGGCAGAGAUGCGGUUCCAGACGAUUGGGGAAACUUUGAAUUGUUUAAUGCUGAUGGUGAAGAAUCAAUAGGAGUCUAA
Cylindrotheca closterium is the source of this 945-nucleotide messenger RNA. NCBI's taxonomy places the organism in Eukaryota, Bacillariophyta, Bacillariophyceae, Bacillariales, Bacillariaceae. The record is from the annotation of a GenBank genome assembly.